CUGUCUGCCGCGAUUGUUUACCAGAAACAUGCAUUUCCAUUUUCGCAAAAGACAACAAAGAGUACUAGAAACGACUACAUGAAUUCAACAACAAAUUAAACUUAAUUAAAUUAAAAUUGCAGGAAAACAUUAAAAAUAAAAAAUAAAAAUAAAAAAGUAUGGACUCUGGAGUAAAGACAACUCACCUCCCUCACUCUCCGCCAAAGUAACGCCGCUAGCUGCUCUCUCUCAGUGCUCACUUCCGGCAUUUCCGCUCUCGUUCCAUCUGGCCUUCUUUCUUUAUUUAGUUAUUUAAAUUUUAUGUUUUUUUUCUUACUGUCUCUGUCUCUCUGUCUCACUUACAGGGCCUAUAAAGCACCGGCUGAGAAAAAAAUCAAUAUGCAUAUAUAUAAAUAACUGACGACUUGGACAGCCAGAUGAGCGCCGAGUGCUCUGUUCUGUGCAGAAUCAACUGACCAUCCAUGGCCGCUUCUGGAGCUUCCCUUUAUCUCUCCAAUUUAUCCCCGGCUUUCCGCCGGGAUUCGACGUCUUCAUCCCUUGGAAACUUGAAAUCCACUCGGAUUUCGACUUCUUCUUGGAGACUCGCUGUUUCCACCGAACAAAAGCCAUCCACUUCAACGAGGAGUGAUUUCUCAGAGAGGGGAAGGCUGGAUAUGGGUAAAGAUGAACUUGAGGCCGUAGCUUCUGCAGCAGCGACUUCCGAGGAUCCGGCGGUGGAGCGUAGGAGCUUGAAGGAGUACUUUGAGCGGUCGAAGGAAUUGAUAAUCAGAUCGGACGGUGGACCGCCUCGGUGGUUCACGCCCUUGGAGUGCGGCUCUCCGUUGGCUAAUUCUCCCCUGCUGCUCUUUUUGCCCGGUCUUAUCGGUGGUGGACUUGGACUUAUUAACCAACAUCGUAGACUGGGAAAGAUUUUUGAGAUGUGGUGCUUGCACAUUCCAGUUAUGGAUCGAACUCCAUUUACAGAUCUUCAUUUUUCAGACUUGGCGAAGCUGGUUGAAAGAACAAUUAGGACAGAGAAUCACCGUUCACCUAAAAGACCCAUAUAUCUUGUUGGAGAAUCCUUUGGAGGAUGCCUUGCUCUGGCUGUGGCAGCUCGUACUCCUGAUAUUGAUCUUGUCCUAAUUUUGGCAAACCCAGCUUCAUCCUUUAGUCGGUCUCAACUACAACCUCUGAUACCAUUAUUGGACAUUAUGCCUGACCAACACAAUGUUAGCCUCCCCAACAUGUUGAGAUUGAUGACAGGUGAUCCUUUGAGGAUGGCGAUGGACAGUGUACUGGAGGGAUUUCCUUUACAACAAACAGUUGGGGAGCUAUCACAAGAUCUUGUUUCAAUUUCAUCUUAUCUCUCGGUUCUAUCCGAUGUCUUACCCAGAGAAACACUUCGCUGGAAGCUGCAGAUGCUUAAAUCAGGUUCAGCUGUUUCCAAUUCACGCCUCCAUGCUGUAAAAGCUCAAACACUGAUACUCUCAAGUGGAAGAGAUCUGUUGCUACCUAGUCAAGAGGAAGGUGAAAGGCUGUGUCGUGCUCUGCCAAAAUGUGAGAUUCGUAAGUUCAGCGACAGCGGUCAUUUUCUCUUCUUAGAAGAUGGUAUUGAUUUGGUAACUAUCAUUAAGGGUGCUGGUUUCUACCGCCGUAGAAAAUACAACGACUAUGUUUCAGAUUACAUGCCACCAACCCCUACUGAGUUUGGAAAAAUAUAUGAUGAAAACAGAUGGAUUAAUGAUGUCACUAGUCCUGUGAUGCUGUCAACUUUAGAGGAUGGGAAGAUUGUGAGGGGCCUUGCCGGAAUACCUUCAGCAGGUCCUGUCUUGCUAGUAGGAUAUCAUAUGUUACUUGGACUUGAAUUGGUUCCCUUGAUAACCAAUAUUUAUCGAGAAAGAAAUAUUCUUGUGCGGGGGAUUGCACAUCCACUGACGUUUAUGAAGAUUAAACAAGGAAAGUUACCUGAUUUAUCACUCUAUGAUACAUACAGAAUAAUGGGUGCAGUUCCUGUCUCAGGGACUAACUUCUACAAGCUUUUGUCUUCAAAGUCUCAUGUCCUGCUGUAUCCAGGGGGCAUGCGUGAGGCUCUCCAUCGGAAGGGUGAAGAAUACAAGCUAAUCUGGCCAGAACAAGCUGAGUUUGUCAGGAUGGCAAUAAGAUUUGGAGCCAAAAUCAUACCUUUUGGUACUGUUGGAGAAGAUGAUAUUGGCAAAGUGGUUUUCGAUUAUGAUGACCUAAUGAAGAUUCCUUACUUUAAGGGUGAGAUAGAAGAAUUAACGAAUGAAGCGGUAAAGUUAAGAACUGAUGCUAAUGGGGACGUGGCAAACCAAGAUGUUCACCUCCCUGGAAUUUUACCCAAACUUCCUGGUCGGUUUUAUUUCUACUUCGGGAAACCAAUUGAAACGGAAGGUAGCCAUCACUGCAUUUCAUUCAUCUUAGAGAUAUAUUUCCUAGAUUGGAGACUUUAAAGUCAGUGGAUGUUUAUCCAAAGUACUUAAUUCACUGAGUUGGCUAGAAGAAGCUUAAGAAGAACUAUUGCAACUAACAAUCAUAUGAUCUGUCCAUGCCAUUGAUCUGAUAUUCUCUACACUUACGGAGCGUUUGUCAACCCUCCAGGUUGCACCAUUAUGACAUUCCUGUGCCAUUUAUGUCAUUAUAGUCUAUUAUCCCAAUUCCAAAACAUUAAAUAUUAUAUUGUUUUAGAAACUACUAGAUCAUCAUGAUACACUUAUCUUAAAAGUGUAAAUUAGUAAGAUUUAUGGAAUAGUAGUGGAGGGUGUUUGGUUUGCAGAUUCAAUGGGCUUAGGGUAUUUUUAA
This is a messenger RNA of Carya illinoinensis, 2799 nucleotides long. RefSeq names its product acyltransferase-like protein At3g26840, chloroplastic. The transcript has 14 exons. Gene Ontology annotation, cellular component: membrane. The record is from RefSeq and is a predicted model, not a curated record. Lineage: Eukaryota; Viridiplantae; Streptophyta; Magnoliopsida; Fagales; Juglandaceae. The coding region runs from base 462 to 2450 and encodes 662 amino acids.